CAAUAAAGAGAUUCAUUGAAUGAUGACUGUGCCUUCCUGUUUACACUAAAUUAAUCUGUGCAUUCAAAAUGAAAUCUUAUUAGAUUAUUAUUUUUUAUUGUUAUUGAAGAAAUCUAUGGCCUUUUUUUGAAGCACAAAUACGGCCUUAUUCUGUGGAUUAUUGAAGAAAAAACUUCGUCGUAACAAACUUAUUUUCAUAUCCAUAAUUUUUAGAAUCCAUUGGUGCUUCGCAAAAAAAGAGGUUUUCUGGUGCAUCUCUCAUGCGUUUUGUUGGGAAUUUUGAACUAUUUUCUCUCCGUCUGCUCAAUUAGGGCUCAAAUUUUAUGACAAGUAUUUCUCCAUAGAAGUAUGAAGCUGGCUUCUCUUGAAAUUGAGGGCCUUUUAAUGGAAGAUUUUUUUUUUUUAAUUUUUUCAUUUGCUUUCCUGUGUUUAGUAAGCACGCCUUUCUUGUGAUUUUAUUGCUCUGUAUUUUCUUUCUCUAAAAUAGCAACAAUUACAGAUUUCACACCAUUCACCUGCUAUUUCGUGGCUGGUGUUCGCCUGGGAGUCCAAUACGUGUUCGUGGGGUGUUGUUGAGCUUCCUUUUUGUCCUAACCCUUUCUAUCUAAAUAUCUCAACCCCACCUCUCUCUCUCUAAACUCUCGACCCCACCUCUCUCUCUCUCUCUCCAAACUCUCAACCCAACCUCUCUCUUUCUGUGAAUCUCUCAACCCCCUCUCUCUGUCUCUCUCUUUCUCUUGUAACUCUGCAAGUGUGACUAUAUUUGGUGGUUUUGUGAGAUUUUUUUUUUGUUGUUAUGGGUAAAAUUUAUGGGAAAGUAUAAGACCUUUUAUACGAGGUGGUUCCUUGCAUGCUCAAGAUUUUAACACGCCUGGUAUGGGAGUCAAGGCAAGGCUUUCAAUGGACCGACGACUCAAAGCCUCGUCGUCUGUGGCUGUGCUUUUUUUAGAUGUCGUAGGGCUUGUGCUUUGGACUUGAGUGAUAAAGGGAAACUUUCUCAUUUUUCAUUUUUUUUUUUUUUUUGAAUCCCUGGUUUUUGUUGGGCUUGAAUUUUGGACUAGAGAGAACGAAGGGACAAUUUUUGGGGAUUAUUCUUUCUUUGUUGUUCUCUGUCUUUUAUGGAGCUUGUGCUCUGGAAUUGAGUGUAGAAGGGGUCGGUCUUUGGUUAUUUAUUUUCUUCUUUUUCUACUUUUCAUUCUGUGUAUUUGGGGCAAUUAUUCGAUGGGUGAGGCCGUGAGAGAGUUGGAUCCUCUUUUGAAGGAUCUCCAUGAGAAGAAGCAAAGCUUUAGACGCAUGGCUUCUGAUGUUGUUUCCUUAGCGGCGGAGCUCAAAGAUGUUCGCAGUCGCAUGUUGUCACAGGAAGAAUUGUUUGCUCGAGAAUCCAAGACCCGAAAGGCUGCAGAGUCUAAGGCAAAAAGCAUGGAGGAGGAGAUACAGAGAUUGCAGAAAAGAUUGGAAGAGCGUAACGGGCAGUUGCAGGCUUCUUCAUCUAAUGCUGAGCAUUAUCAUAAGGAGUUAGACGAUUUGAGAUCACAGCUAUCUGCUGCUCAAGCAACUGCCGAUGCCAGUGCAGCCUCUGCUCAAUCUGCACAUCUUCAAUGCUUAACUUUGUUGCAAGAGGUAGAUGACAAAAACAGUUCACUGCAAGAUCAUGAGGCUCGGGUUGACCGUUUAGGAAAGCAGAUAGAUAACUUGCAACAUGAUCUACAACAGAGAGAAAUCUCUCAAAAAGAGUUGAGAGAUGAAGUUUUAAGAAUUGAACGUGAGAUUAAGCUUGCAGUUUCUAAAGCUGGGGAUAGCAAGGAUUGUGAACUACGAAAGCUUUUAGAAGAGGUAUCUCCUAAGAAUUUUGAGAAUAUAACUAAACAUUUAAGUGCAAAAGAUGAAGAAAUAGCUAGACUUCGAGAUGAAAUUAGGAUUAUGUCUGCACACUGGAAGCUGAAGACUCAGGAACUUGAAUCUCAGGUAUUUUUCUUGUUUUUAUGCAGCUGCUUACGUUAUCCACUCUCACAUCAGCAAUUUAACUUUUCUUGUCAUACUAUAAAUAUUUAUUCGAUCCCAAUUUACCUUUACUCUGACCAGUUAGAGAAGCAACGCAGAGCUGACCAGGAACUGAAGAAAAGGGUCUUAAAGUUGGAAUUUUGUCUACAAGAAGCUCGUUCUCAAACUCGGAAGCUCCAAAGGAUGGGUGAAAGAAGGGAUAAAGCUUUGAAGGAACUGAUGGAGCAGUUAACCCUGAUGAAACAGGGUGAGGGCGGACGAUCUGAGAAGCAUAGUUUUUGGGAGACCUCUGGCUUCAAAUUCAUAGUUUCCAUGUCAAUGGUGGUUUUGGUGGUAUUUGCAAAGCGGUGAAAAAUGCCCACUUAGGUUUAUCUUUUCCUUCAAUAGAUUUUGUAUUGUCAUGCAACAUUUCAGAUAUAACUUUCCUCAUUGUAAAAAGAAGAUCCAUGAAAGUCUGCAGGGGAGCUAUAUUUAAUAUUAUGAAGAAUGUAACAUGUAGCUGUGAAUGUUGGGACUUUUUAAUGUUAGCAUGUACCCAUGCAUUACUAAAGAAGAUUCAGAUAUAAUUAUGACUUUGGUUUUCUCUCUCCAA
Molecule: messenger RNA, 2593 nt
Organism: Amborella trichopoda
Lineage: Eukaryota; Viridiplantae; Streptophyta; Magnoliopsida; Amborellales; Amborellaceae
Source: RefSeq, a predicted model, not a curated record